AUGAUAGGUCAAUUUACACUAACUAGUAAGAGGAUAUCAUCAAGUCAUGAAAAGAGUGCAGCUCUGCAUUCGCCUAUAAACAAAAGGAUUAAUGGGAAUGGUCACCAUCCUUAUAAUAUGCAUCAUACAUCCAGGAGUAUCAUGAAUGGCCUUGCAACGUCUUCAUCAGCAUCAUCACUUUCGAAGUCAUUGGACACAAUUACCACUAGUAGUAAUAGUCAUCAUAAUUUCCACCGCCAUUGGUUAGACAUGGCAAACGAUUCUGUAAAUAACACUAAUAUGAUGGAUGUGGAUGGAUCGGCGGAUGACAACUCUAUGGCGGCCGCUGCAGCCGCGGCUGCUGCUGCUYUGCUCUUUAGCCCUCCGUCGUCCGUCGGCAGUGGUAUAUCACCAGGUGGACCAUUGUCAUCCUUACACCCCAACUCGCAUCUUGCCCAUCACCACACUUUGUCGCCACUGACACCGCUCGCUAUGCCACCUCAUUCAGCUGCGGGUAUUGGGUUAACACCUGCGCAUCACCAUCAUCACCAGCACAUCCAACAGCAGUUACAACAGUAUGCAGCGGCUGCUGUUGCUGCAGCUACAGCAGCAGCCGCAGCUGCGGCUGCCGCAUCUUCAGCAGGUGAUUCGACAUCACCACCCCCAAAUUUGCCGCUAUCUUUACCUCCAAUGGCACAUCACUACAGCCAAAAUAAUAACAUAAGUGGUACGAAUAAACGUCGAAAUACCAGUGGUACUGGCUUGACGGUACAACAACAAUUAUACCGUAGAAGUGGAACUCCUACGUCCUCUACUACAUCAUCACCUUCACCAAGACUAUUAAAUUCCAAAAAUGACGCUGAUACAACUACAAGUGGUACUGGUUUGCAUGAAAACAGCAGCUUUUCGACUUCGGGACUUCCAACUACUACGACGACUGUGCUUUGGCCACCUUUGGGACUCCUUACUGCAGCACAUCAGCAGCAUCAUCACAGUAUGACAUCGCCUCCAAAAUUUCAACAACUUUUUGGUUCGUCGGUUAAUUCUAUGGCCACAGUUACAGCUGGAUCACAAGUUCUACCAGCAUUGCCACCACCACCAAUAUCAUCUCCUUCGUCUUCAUAUCGACUACCGUCUAAAGAAACAAAUGGUAUAAUAGUAACUACCACCAAUGGUACAAGUGUUACUGGUAACGAUAUUGGAAUCGGAACUGGUGGGGAGAAUGUAAURAACGCAGAUGAAGAUGACACAGCAAUUGAUGACGAGGAAGAUGAAGAAGAUGAAGAAGACGAAGAAGAAGAAGAGGAGGACCUUGAUGAUGACGAUAUCGAAGAAGGGGAAGAAGAUGCUGAUGAAGAAGAAGGAGAAAGGAAUGCAGAUGGUGGUGAUGGAAAUGGUGCACAAACGCGGCGAUUGCGCAGGCAACAAGUCAGACGUUUACGACAACUACAACGUGCUGCUAACGGAAAUAACAACACAAGUGACGGCACUGAUUCUGGCAUUACUACAAGCUACCGCCAACAUUGGCAACAACCUUCUACUACCACAACUUCUGCCAACUCUCUAUCACAACAGCAACAUCAGCAUUCUAUCGGAACGUCUUCUCAAYAUCAUAUAGAUCCUGAACGUUUAAAAGCAUUCAACAUGUUUGUCCGGUUAUUUGUGGAUGAAAAUUUAGACAGACAGGUACCUAUUAGCAGACAACCCAAAGAUAAGGUACAGGCGAUUAUUGACUCUUGUGGACGUCAGUUUCCUGAACUUUCAGAUAGGUCACGUAAACGCAUCAGAACCUAUUUAAAAUCAUGUCGUCGCAAUAAGCGAAACACACCACAAUCUGGCGGUGUUGUUUCAUCAUCGCCUCCUCCACCCACUAAUCCAUGGCCAGCAAAUGGUUCUUCUUCUGAUCCAACAGUGCAGCCGCAAAGACCCACACCUGCCCAUUUAACAAGUGCCCAGGCUGAAACUAUAUUAGCAGUAGCUUGUCAGCGUGAGUCAGAUAAUGCCCGACGAAUGCGCCUUGGUCUUGAACCCGUUGCACAGCCUUAUCCAUAUUCAGUUGCCUCAAGUUCAGCAUCUAAUGUAUUUCAACAACCGGCUGGUUCUCUACAAUUGAACCAAAACGGUAGUGGUGGAGCCACAUUGCAAAUGUCAUCGACGUCAUCAGACGAAGACGCCGGUGGAGGUGACAGUAGUUUUGAAAAAACGUCCACUAAUGUUAUUGAAGCUGACACUGAGCAUCGCAAUAGUAACGACGAUGCUGAAAACCGAGAUGGUUGUGACCGUCGAGAGAAUGACGAAUCUAUUGAAGGCGGUUCUGGAGGUGAUUCCGCAAAUAUGUCAAACACCGUUAAUGAUGAAUUGAACUUAUCAGUUGUGACUUGUGGAGCUAGCGUUACAUCUUCAUCUCCUAAUAAUAAUGAAACUGCUGGACCAACCGACCUCAGUGUUAAUAAAACUUCUUCUGCCUUGACCCACAAUAUGGGUACUAGUACUGUAACUGCUAUUCCGCCAGCACCUACAGGAGGUGGAUAUAUGAGUGGUUCUGGUUUUAGAGGUCUCUCUACAACCACAUCAACUACAACAGUCAAUCAUCGUCGAAUCAGCAGUAACAACUCAUCUUCAGCUACUGGUAUGCUGCAGCUGUUUCCAACUAUGAACACGACGACCAGUAUCUCUAGUGGUAGUACUCCCACACUUCCAAUACAACCCUCGAUGCUUAAUCAAACAACACCACCUGUACAACCAAGCAGUAAACUUUUGAACAAAGCCGACGUGGUAACUGUAAGGCAGCUCAUCGCUGGCUAUAGGGAAUCAGCGGCUUUUCUAUUGCGUUCCGCUGAUGAAUUAGAACACCUUUUGUUAUUACGAGGAUGAUUCGAUCAUACACAAUCGUAGAAUAGUCAAUAAACGUGUUAUUUUUUUUUUUUUAAUAUCUCUGUUUUUAUGUAAAG
Diuraphis noxia (Russian wheat aphid) is the source of this 2930-nucleotide messenger RNA. RefSeq lists its product as uncharacterized. The record is from RefSeq and is a predicted model, not a curated record. NCBI's taxonomy places the organism in Eukaryota, Metazoa, Arthropoda, Insecta, Hemiptera, Aphididae.